AUGUCAGAAGGAGAAGGAACAUUCCGGACGGUCUCUGAGGAGGAGCAAGAACUUCGUUCCAAGCUAGAGCGACUCACGACCAAAGACCAUGGGCCCGUCUUUGGAAAGUGCAGCCAGGUGCCUCUACACACCAUGCAGAAGGCCAAGGAUGAGCUCAACGAGACAGAGGAAUCCCGGGAAGUGGCUGUAAGGGAAUUGAGGGAAAUAGUUCAAGAACGGGCUGAUUCUGGAGAUGACAUGGGUCAGUUGGUGGCUGAGAAAGUACUGGGGAAGGAUAAUGACUUCUUCCUACGUUUUGUUCGGGCCCGCAAAUUUGAUGUCAGCCGUGCCUACAACCUGCUUAAAGGUUAUGUGAAUUUCCGACAACAAUACCCUGAGCUCUUUGAAGAUCUGUCACCACAGGCUGUUCGCUGCACCAUUGAAGCUGGUUACCCAGGCAUUCUCUCUAGCCGGGAUAAGUAUGGUCGUGUGGUCAUGCUCUUCAACAUCGAAAACUGGGAUUAUGAGGAAAUUACUUUUGAUGAGAUCCUGCAGGCAUACUGUGUCAUCCUGGAGAAGCUGCUGGAAAAUGAGGAAACCCAGAUCAAUGGCUUCUGUAUUGUUGAGAACUUCAAGGGCUUCACCAUGCACCAGGCAACAGGCCUCAGGCCCUCAGAGCUCAGGAAGAUGGUGGACAUGCUCCAGGACUCUUUCCCGGCCAGAUUCAAAGCUAUCCAUUUCAUCCACCAGCCAUGGUACUUCACCACCACCUACAAUGUGGUUAAGCCUUUCUUAAAGAAUAAACUUCUGGAACGGGUCUUCAUCCAUGGAGAUGACUUGGAAACCUUCUUCCAGGAAAUUGAUGAAGACAUACUGCCUGCUGACUUUGGAGGCACACUGCCCAAAUAUGAUGGCAAAGUCAUAGCCGAACAGCUAUUUGGACCCCGGACUGUGGCUGAGGACACUGCCUUUUAA
This is a messenger RNA of Dromiciops gliroides (monito del monte), 954 nucleotides long. It is a transcript of the gene RLBP1, whose product is annotated as retinaldehyde binding protein 1. Lineage: Eukaryota; Metazoa; Chordata; Mammalia; Microbiotheria; Microbiotheriidae. The record is from RefSeq and is a predicted model, not a curated record. Gene Ontology annotation, molecular function: phosphatidylinositol bisphosphate binding. Gene Ontology annotation, cellular component: membrane. The transcript is spliced from 7 exons. The coding region runs from base 1 to 954 and encodes 317 amino acids.